AUGGCAGGCAUGGAGGCUCACGUCGAUGGAGCUGGGGGCGGAGCCCUCGAAAACGGGGAGCUCGAGAGCAAUCCUCUGCUUGAUGACUCUAACAAAAGAAGAUUAUAUCUGGAGUACCGUGAAGAAGUCGUCAGGGUGGGGAGCCUGGCCGGCCCAAUCAGCUCGCAGGCAGCGCUGGUAUUCGUGUCAUCGUUAGUUAGCCUUGCAUUUGCCGGCCAUCUUGGGGGGCUGGCGCUCAGCCAGGCGGUGCUGGCCUCCUCAUGCUACAACAUCACAGGCGCUGCUGUGCUGCUGGGCCUCGCUUCUGGCAUGGAGACGCUGUGCGGGCAGGCAUACGGGGCGGGGAAUUACGGAGCGCUAGGGAUUGUGCUGCAGCAGGCGGUGGUAAUUUCCACUGCCGUAUUUGCGCUCAUUCUGGCGCUGUGGACGCAAGUGCAUCACCUACUCUUAGCGGCAGGUCAGAGGAAGGAGAUUGUGGAUGGGGCAGUAAUGUACCUGCUGCUGAGCGCACCUGCCCUCUACUGCUAUGUCAUCGCCGAGUGCCUCAAGCGAUAUCUCCUGGCACAGGCACGGUCUCUGUCUCCUUUUUCAAAUGGUGUGGUGACGCCUGCCACGAUAGUGACGGCCUGUUCGGCGGCGUUGUCUCCUUUGUACAACUGGCUCCUGGUCGAUUACUUCCAAGUUGGCCUGGCGGGGGCAGCUCUCGCCAACGACGCUGUGCAGGCGACGGUGUUGGUGGGACUUGUGAGCUACGUGGUCUGGCGGGAUCGGCGGCUGAAGGGGACGCCGUUGCAGACCUGGCCUGGCUGGUCCAGGCAGUGUCUGCACGGCUGGUGGCCCUACCUGAAGCUGGCUCUGCCAACAGUGGGCGCCUGCUGCCUCGAAUGGUGGCUCUACGAGGGACUCAUUCUGAUCGCCGGGUGGUUCCCCAAUGCUGACGUGGCGGUGGCGGCCAUGGGAGUGGGAUUCAACACCACCGCGCUCACGUACACCAUCUCUCAGGGCAUCGGAGGCGCGGCGAGCACAAGGGUGGCGAACGAAUUGGGCAGUGCAAAGCCCCUCAGGGCGGAGAAAGCAGCGUACACCGCCAUCGCUCUGGAGACAUUGCUGAUGCUGGGGAUCGUGGCUGUGGGGUUUGGGCUCAGAGACGUCUGGGCCUACCUCUUCACUGAUGAUCCAGAGGUGGUGGAUGUGAUCGAGAUAAUUCUGCCCGUGGUGUUCUUCUCGGAGAUUGGGGACGGCCUCAACUGCGUCUGCGGAGGGGUGAUGAGGGGGGCGGGGCGGCAGCUAUUGGCAAGCAUUCUGAACCUGAUCACAUAUUGGGGACUCGGCCUACCGCUGUCGUGCGUUUUGGGCCUGCACUAUGGACUGGGCGUGCAGGGGCUCUGGUGGGGGCUGGCCACUACUACCACUGUGCAGGGGCUGGCAAUGCUGGCUACGGUGAUGUGUUUCGACUGGGAUCAGGAGGCCAAGGCGGCGGCUGUGCUGAUGAACACGCAGCACGACGCCCUGGGGCCAGAAUCAGAGGCGCUGCUGCACCCCGCCAGCGAGGCCGGCAGCCUCGACGGCGGCGAACGAUGA
Messenger RNA from Coccomyxa subellipsoidea C-169, 1581 nucleotides. RefSeq names its product MATE efflux family protein. The record is from RefSeq and is a predicted model, not a curated record. The transcript is spliced from 11 exons. Gene Ontology annotation, biological process: xenobiotic detoxification by transmembrane export across the plasma membrane. Bases 1 to 1581 code for a protein of 526 amino acids. Gene Ontology annotation, cellular component: membrane. Gene Ontology annotation, molecular function: antiporter activity; xenobiotic transmembrane transporter activity. Lineage: Eukaryota; Viridiplantae; Chlorophyta; Trebouxiophyceae; Coccomyxaceae.